UAAAACCAGCAUGCAGACUCAGCCAAUCUGAUACAGCCUAACAAUGGUGUAAGAGAGGCUGUUGAACAGUGGAAGCUGUGCCUCCUGUUCUACUGUAGAUGUAAGAACAAGAUCCUAAAGGAUAGAUCCCGGAGAGCUGCAAGCUACUGCUUAGUUUCAGGAACACAAGAUUGGAGGAAAGGUAUCUGAGAUAUUCCAGCGUUCCCUUUAGCUGAACACCUCGUACAAAGUAAAACCAUUAUCAGAGCUGAAUUCCUGGAAAUCAAGGAUUUAUCCUGAAAACUUAUUUGGAUGUUACAAGGAUUGUGUCAAUGCAAGGUUUUUUUAAACGUUCUUUUUGCAGGCUACACUAUAGAUGAGGAGAUCCCCCUAGGACCUCAAGACAACUAGGAGAAAACAUGAAGCUUGUCCAGCCCAUUCUAGUUGUUUUAUUCAUGAACAGCGGCAUAUGGUGUCAAGACCAAGAGUAUUUAACGCGGUUGGAAUACUUUUAUGGAUGUCCUAAAGAAUGCCAAUGCCCUGGCAGAUCUUCGAAUGCCCUCCACUGCGACAGCAGGCAUCUCAGUGUCAUGCCCUUGGUACCAUCAAGAAUCCUGUAUGCCUACCUGCAAAACAAUCUCAUUGAUGGCAUCUCAGAGAAGUCCUUCAAAAACGGAACUCAAUUGAAGUGGGUGAACUUAAACAAAAAUAAGAUCACAAACAGCAACAUUUCAAAAGGCCUCUUUAAGAAAAUGGAAAACCUGCUCUACCUGUUUCUUGACGACAAUAGCCUGGAGAAAGUGCCAUCACCUCUGCCAACCAGCCUGGAGCAACUUCGGUUGGCGAGGAACAAGAUUUCCAGCAUACCUGAGGGAACUUUCUCAAACCUAGCCAAGCUGACAUUGCUCGACCUGCAAGGCAACAUGUUGAAAGACUUUGUCAUUCAGCCCAACACAUUUAAAGGACUGAAGACGUUACUGCAGCUCAAUCUGGCCCAGAAUGGUCUCAAGGCAAUGCCCGAGCAGAUUCCUGUGUCAACCCUACAGCUCUAUUUGGACAAAAACUCCAUCAAAGAGAUACCCACGAACUACUUCAGCAGCCUACCGAAAUUAUCCUUUGUCAGGCUAAAUCACAAUGAGAUUUCAAGCACCGGACUUCCUGACACUAUUUUUAACGUGUCCUCCAUAUUGGACUUGCAGUUGUCCUACAACCAACUCACUUCAGUUCCUCUCAUUCAUUUCAGACUACAGCAUUUACAUCUGGACCACAACCAAAUCAAAAAGAUUAAUGGACCGCAAAUCUGCCCUCUCCCUGUCAGCAAUAUUUAUCAGAGGCCCAUCGGAGAAAAUCAGCCUCAACUCCGUUACCUACGUCUCGACGGCAAUGAAAUUAAACCACCCAUUCCCAUUGAGCUCAUGAUGUGCUUCAGGCUCCUCUCCGCAAUCGUGAUUUAAAGACACGCUCUCCCGAUCAAUUCAAAAAGAGAAGAUUAGAAAACACAAGUCUUGCUGGUCUAGUACUUGUAGAUUGAGAAUGAUUCGUAUCUUCUAAUGUGGAAGAGGGGUGAUGAAAAAUAAUCUAGUACUGACUGAAAAGAUGGCCAAUUAUUAUCAGUAGCAUUGGUGAAAAUUCAAGUACAUUAGAAAUUAAUAAUUAGUCAGAGGUCUUCAAUUCCAAUAAGACCAGCAAAAGAACAUCUGAGCCUCAGUAUCAUUGUUCAAGCUGUUUAAAUCUGAAGUUUUAUUUUCAUGUAGGUAGCUGGCUCAUUACAAGCAUGGAUUGGAAAAAAAAUCAUGUCUAGUAAUUUGUUAUAUGGUUGUAUAUUGAUGAGUAAAGUAUUAUAUGCCACGCAAAGUGACAAAAUCUGUAAGAUGAUAACAUUUUACAUCGAAUUCACCUGUGGCGAUUUACAUAUUUGGUAGAAGGUUCGUAGAGCAGGUAUUUAAAAACAAAUUGAAGUUAGCGACUUUUCUAACACAUUCCUAUAAUGGUAAUAAUCAAAUGUGUAAUAAUUAAAUAAUAUUGUAUGCA
Molecule: messenger RNA, 2010 nt
Organism: Amblyraja radiata (thorny skate)
Lineage: Eukaryota; Metazoa; Chordata; Chondrichthyes; Rajiformes; Rajidae
Gene: kera
Product: keratocan
Exons: 5
Coding region: 399-1433 (344 amino acids)
Molecular function (GO): protein binding
Source: RefSeq, a predicted model, not a curated record